AUGGCUGUCAUGGCUUAUGUCUAUCACGCAGCUGUUGCGAAAAAAACCGGAUUUGCAAGAAUGAGUGCAAGUAAUCGCAUUUUGAGCCAAAAACCAUCAGAAAUGGCGUCAACUACUCCAGAUGACUUGACCAACGUCGAUUCAGUAAAGGAUGACUCGAAGGUUGAGAGUUCGGCGGAUUCUGGCGCGACAAAACGCUCAAUAAGCGCAGCCGAAAAUGAGCUUGACGAUGAGUUGGCACCGCCGAGCAAGAAGAACCGGGAUGUGACCAAAGCUGAAAAAGAAGACGACGAUAAAGAAGAUGAUGAGGAAGAAGAUGUUGAGGAGGAAGAGGAAGAUGAGACUCCUAUCCCGCGACAAAAGAGAAAACAGCCUGAAGACGACGACGAUGAGGAGGAGGAUGAUGAUGAUUCGGAGCCCGACGAUGAUUCUGAAAAAGAUGAUGAGUCAGAAGACGAGGCGGAAGAAGAGGAGCCAGCUGCUGAGGGACAAAAUGAUGAUGACGAGGAGGACGAAGAUGAGGAGGUCGAAGAGGAAGAUGAGGAGGACAAUGAGGAAGAGGAGGCGACGGCGGAGGCGUCCAACGAUAACUGA
This is a messenger RNA of Caenorhabditis bovis, 594 nucleotides long. NCBI's taxonomy places the organism in Eukaryota, Metazoa, Nematoda, Chromadorea, Rhabditida, Rhabditidae. The record is from the annotation of a GenBank genome assembly.